Molecule: messenger RNA, 1827 nt
Organism: Perognathus longimembris pacificus (Pacific pocket mouse)
Lineage: Eukaryota; Metazoa; Chordata; Mammalia; Rodentia; Heteromyidae
Gene: Clcf1
Product: cardiotrophin like cytokine factor 1
Exons: 3
Coding region: 140-817 (225 amino acids)
Source: RefSeq, a predicted model, not a curated record
UCCGAAACCGAGCGAAAAAAACCUGCGAGUGGGCCUGGCGGAUGGGAUUAUUAAAGCUUCGCCGGAGCCGCGGCUCGCCCUCCCACUCCGCCAGCCUCCGGGAGAGGAGCCGCGCCCGGCCGGCCCGGCCCCCAGCCCCAUGGACCUCCGAGCAGGGGACUCGUGGGGGAUGUUAGCUUGCCUAUGCACGGUGCUCUGGCACGUACCUGCAGUGCCAGCUCUCAAUCGCACAGGGGACCCAGGGCCUGGCCCCUCCAUCCAGAAAACCUAUGACCUCACCCGCUACCUGGAACACCAACUCCGCAGCUUGGCGGGGACCUACCUGAACUACCUGGGGCCCCCUUUCAAUGAGCCUGACUUCAACCCUCCUCGGCUAGGGGCAGAGACUCUGCCCAGGGCCACUGUCAACUUGGAAGUGUGGCGAAGCCUCAAUGACAAACUGCGAUUGACCCAGAACUAUGAGGCCUACAGCCACCUCCUGUGUUACUUGCGUGGCCUCAAUCGUCAGGCCGCCACAGCCGAGCUGCGCCGCAGCCUGGCACACUUCUGCACCAGCCUCCAGGGGCUGCUGGGCAGCAUUGCAGGGGUCAUGGCAGCUCUGGGCUACCCGCUGCCCCAGCCUCUGCCUGGGACUGAGCCCACCUGGGCCCCUGGCCCUGCCCAUAGCGACUUCCUCCAGAAGAUGGAUGACUUCUGGCUGCUGAAGGAGCUGCAGACCUGGCUGUGGCGUUCAGCCAAGGACUUCAACCGGCUUAAGAAGAAGAUGCAACCUCCAGCAGCUGCGGUCACCCUGCACCUGGAGGCCCAUGGCUUCUGAUCUCCGACCUUAAUCACACACACACACACACACACACACACACACACACACACACACACGCCCUUCAAGUCUUGCUCCCAUUCUGGGGGAGAAGGGAGGAACCUAGAUGCCAACACUUGUUGAGCCAGGAGCCAGAUGCCAGGAGCUCUGGUCCUCCCUGGUCUUGGAUGGCGGGUGGUGCAAUCGGCCUCAUCCCCUGCCUGGCUCCCAGAGUCCUGUGGGUCUAGAGCACAGGUGCAAUGGAUGCCAUCCUGUUUCCACAGAGGUAGCACCUGAGGGAGUUACCUUAGGUGGCUUGAGUAGGUGCAAAGGCACUCACUGUUGCCUGUUUUCUGCCCACCACCUGCCAGUGCCCACCUAGCCCCCACAUAGGGAACUUGGAGAAGCACACCUGGAGGGCAAGGGUGGGGGCCACUGUAGCAGAUCUUUGGGGGAUGAAGCCCCUUGGCUGUCCCCCUCUCCUUGGAUGGGUGUUGCUGCCCUACCCCAAUAUCUAUAUGCAUCAAGUUCAGGAAACAUGGCAACGAGUCUAAACAAGAAGAGAUGAAGAAUGGAAGGAGUGGGAUCUGGACAGGAGGUGGCCUAGAAGCCAGGAGGGUCAGGGAAAGACCAGACCCACAAGUCACCAAGGCAACAAGAGCCAUGUUGAGUGAGCAUCAGGACCUUGCCUUGAAUUUUCUUGCCAGCAUCACAGUGCCCCCUCUUCACCCCCAUUCCCAAGGUGUCUGUGGUUGCUAGGCUGGGGAGGGCGGCCUCAGCCUGAACUCCAGGGUUGCCUGAACUCCAGGGUUUCCUGAAAGUUUACAUUGCAGUAGCAUUGUGAGGCGGGGGCAGCUCCCCUAGGCCCUACCCCCAGCCGCACCCACUCAUGACUCUUAAGUUUGUUGUAUUAAUAUUUAUUUAUUUGGAGAUGUUAUUUAUUAGAUGAUAUUUAUUGCAGAAUUUCUAUUCUUGUAUUAACAAAUAAAAUGCUUGCCCCAGAACUCAGUCUACUUAGCUGGCCUAAGCCU